AUGCGACCACGAAACUCGGUUGCACAAGCGCCCGUCGAUAACGGCAAGAAGCCCCGCAGACCCCCCAAAAAGCGUAUGCGUGGGUCUGACGUCGACGGAAAUCAGCCAAAUGUCGAAGUCAUCAAAGUCGGUGCAAGAAGAGCUAAAUGGCAGCCCAAGCCGGGAAAACUUGCCGCCCUGAUGAAUUUACCUCUGGACGUCUUAUUCGAGAUAUACUUCGUCUGGCUCGUACGACCGAAAGAAUUUAGACGCGUGCUCAUGCAUCGUUCUUCAAUGUCCGUAUGGAAAAACGCUAGAGACAACGUGCCAAACAUGCCAGAUUGUCCCCCUUUCUGGACGGAGCCCCACUAUGCGAACCUAGCUUUUGAUCCGCAUUGUCACAAAAAGGAAUGCGGUGCUCCUGGUGGUGCGCAACGUCGACUGGCGCAUCGGCAGGCGUAUCUGCGCAAAGUGCUCCAAGACCUGCAUGAACGGGUCGUCUUCUAUUCUACCGCAAGGAUGUCGAGAGGUCCAGAAGAAUUUGCAUCUCCUCAUAGGUUCAGUGGCUUGAAGCCUAUCGCGAAUGAGCGAAGGGCAUUCGUAAAGGAAAAUGGAAACGUCUGGAAUAACAUCAAGAACGACAUGAUCAAGUACAUGGAAGAAAUGAAAACACGACGUCUUGAGCGCGAGCGCAAGGCCCUGCUUAUUGCCCGGAAGCGUACCGCCAUUGGGGCUCUGCGUCGCUAUAAAAUCGCUCACCUCCCAUUCACCGGUGUUAUGCCAGAGGCAGUGGACUUCUGUUCCUUCCCCGAGGUCAAGGCAAUUGUUGAAAUGCCCACAGAGACAGAAGUUACGGAAGCGUCCUUUGCGGAAGUUUCUUCCCGAAUGCAUGACUUAGUCAACUCCUGGCGCACUCACAUCCACUCCCAGCUCAGGGCUAGAGUCAAAGAUAAUCUGCUUUUUGCCGGCAAGCGGCGUGCGUCUGCGGAGCGAGUGACAUCGGAUCCAUUAUACCAGGAGUACGUGGAAAGCCUUGGUGCUACUAUAGACGUCAAAGGCAAGAAAAAGGAGGUAUCGCUACCAGUGCCCGGUGACGCUGAGAUCGAUCAGAUGAUUCCCUUAGCGACGACUGUGUUUCGCUGCAAAACAUGCACUCCAUCCAUUGGACUCCCAGGUGAUUCGUCCGAUAGUGAAUAUGACGAUUUCCUUGAUAUUCUCGGCGGACGUCGGUCCAGAUCCGUUCCCCUCUUCUAUCCCAAAGUCAUGGGACAUUGUUGCCUAACCAGAUCGAGAACGCUGCCUUGGGACUAUUUUGCCACGGACGACCCCAACUUCCGCAUUGAUUUUCCAAUGAGCACCCGCACAAAUUGGAACGCCCACCUCCUGCAGGUGGAUGAACAGGCAAGCAAGGCUGCUCGUACCGUUGUGGAGGCAUGCGGUGAAGAUCCGCUCAUCACCACUGCGACCAAAAUGGAUGAGUUAGAUCCCCACUUGGCCUGCCUGGACUGCAUGAGGUGGUCCAAGCAUGAGGUGAAUCAAGGCGAGGUACCCGUCUUCACUUGGCGUUCAGCGGUCUGUGCUUUACUAUUCCGUGUCUCUGAUUUCACGGCUUCUAACUUGUUUAUAUCACCCAACCUGCUGCAGGCGUCAUCUGGCUUUGCGUCCACUGCAUGGAUUUACCACAGGAGAGAGAAUGCCAUGAACUUGGCAAGAUGA
Messenger RNA from Suillus fuscotomentosus, 1695 nucleotides. RefSeq lists its product as uncharacterized. The transcript is spliced from 7 exons. The record is from RefSeq and is a predicted model, not a curated record. Bases 1 to 1695 code for a protein of 564 amino acids. NCBI's taxonomy places the organism in Eukaryota, Fungi, Basidiomycota, Agaricomycetes, Boletales, Suillaceae.